Molecule: messenger RNA, 438 nt
Organism: Pelobates cultripes (western spadefoot toad)
Lineage: Eukaryota; Metazoa; Chordata; Amphibia; Anura; Pelobatidae
Source: the annotation of a GenBank genome assembly
AUGAAAAAAAUUACAGGGGGGGCGUGGCCUGACACGGAGCUGAAUGGACGUGCACUGAUUCAGCUCCCUGAACAUCGAGGUGCAAUCCAACGCCAUCGGAGGCCUGGAGGAAGAAUGGGGAACCCCAAAAAACACGCCAAUGCUCAGGGGGCAUCCAGCAAGACGCCUACCGUGAAAUCCAGCACUUUUACACGGUAUUUCAAGGACGCGACGGCCCGCGAGGACGAGGCCGCAAAUUCCAAUAUGGCGGCGGAAUCGGCACCAUCAAGCCCGGCACCAUCAGAGGGCUCAUGCGGUACCUUCACACAGGCAACUGAUCCUGACAUAAAAGAUAUGCUGAGGAACCUGCCCUCCAAAGCAGACAUGGCCAAUAUGAUUGGCAGAUUAGAAGCAGCUCUGCAAUCUAAAAUCGACGCCAUGGGCACAGACAUACAGCAA